AUGACGUAUGACUUUCAUGGAGCUGGAUGGGAAAGCAGCACCGGUCAUAACGCGCCUUUAUUUGGUACAGGACCCUACACAACGAAAGGUUGCGUGGACGAAUGGAUAAAAAAGGGUCUCAAAAGCGAAAAAAUUGUAAUUGGUUUGCCAUUUUACGGUCGUACAUGGCAAUUACGAAGUUCGAGUAAUCAUGGCGUUGGCGCACCAUCUGUCGGUGCAGGAUCUGGUGAUGGAUUUUUGGCUUUGAAUGAUAUAAAUAUUUCAGCUUGGACCCAAUAUUGGGAUGAUACAGCGAAAGUUCCUUACGCUGUUAAAGGAACAGAGUGGCUGAGCUUCGACAACGAAAGGAGCUUGGAGGCUAAGAUUCAAUGGGCAUGCCAAAAGAAUUAUCAAGGUGUGAUGAUUUGGGAAUUAUCCCAAGAAAAAACCCAAUCUCGAAGUCAGUUCGUCCAAGAUAAACUAGAAUCUUAUUGCGGUGAAGAUAACAAAUCUUCGAGUCAGUUUGUCCUAGACAAAUCGGAAUCUUUUUGCGGGGAAGAUAGCAUACUUCUACCUUUAUCAAAUUCUCCAAUUACAACCUCAGGUGCUACACAACACACAAAUCUUCCUGUGACAACCGGAAGUUCUAAUGGUUGCAACGUGGAUACUAAUAUGAUUUGUUUGGGCAAAUCAGGGCUUGCCAAAUAUCCACCAGAUUGCAAUAAGUACGUGGAUUGCAGAUUGGUAGGCCAUCCCAUAUUCAGUUGCCCAUCAAAUUUACAACUAAAUGAAGCUGGUCAAUAUUGUGAUUGGGAAAAUAAUGUUAAUUGUGUGCCGUUGUCGGCUAAAGUUAUUGUCGGGUACAUACCAUCCUGGAGCCAACAGAAUUUAGAUAUAUCAAAUAUAAAUGGUAAUUUGAUCACUCAUCUACUUUAUGCCUUCGUGCCAAUAGGAGCAGAUGGAAAAAUUAGAGUUGAUUCCCCAGCGGAUUUCCAAAAAUUAAAGAAUUUAACGAUAAAAUAUCCUAACUUAAAAAUUCUACCAAGUGUUGGAGGAGCAACCUGGCGAUGGAUGUUCGAUCAACUUAGUACAGAUGCUUUGAUUCAAACAUUUGCUACUAGCUGCAAAACUGUAAUUCAACAAUAUGGGUUGCAUGGGAUCGAUAUUGAUUGGGAAUAUCCCUACGCGAGCGAAAAGGCAAAAUAUGGAAAACUGUUGCAAGUUUUGCGACAAACUCUAGGAUCGAAUUUAUUAAUUAUGUCAGCCGUUCCAGCUGGUGUUCAAAAUUUUGUUGGAUUCGAUGAAGUCGCGAUGAAUAAUUAUCUAGACUAUGUAUUGUUGAUGACAUAUGACUUCCAUGGAGCUGGGUGGGAGAGUAACACUGGACACAACGCACCUUUAUUUGGACAACCACCUUAUACAACGAAGGGAUGCGCGGACGAAUGGAUAAAUAAGGGUCUCAGAAGUGACAAAAUUGUAAUUGGGUUAGCAUUUUAUGGUCGUACAUGGCGAUUACAAAGUUCCGCUAAUUAUAGCGUUGGCGCGCCAUCUGUAGGUGUUGGAUCUGGUGAUGGAUUUUUGGCCUUGAAUGAUAUAAGUAACUCAAAUUGGAAUGAAUAUUGGGAUGACACUGCAAAGGUUCCUUACGCAGUUAUAGGUACAGAUUGGCUGAGUUACGACAACGAAAGAAGUCUGGAGGCUAAGAUUCAAUGGACAUGCCAAAAUAAUUAUCAAGGGGUGAUGAUUUGGGAGUUAUCUCAAGAAAAGACUCAAUCCCUUGUUAGUUUCGUACAAAAUAAGUUAAAUUAUUAUUGCGGGGGUGGUAGCACCAAUCCACCUGUUACAAAUCCACCUGUUACAAAUCCUCCUGUUACAACCGCGCAUACUACGCAGCAUACUAACCCUCCAGUAACAACCGGUGGUAAUAAUGGUUGCAUCUCGAAUACUAAUCAGAUUUGUAAUGGUAGAACAGGGUUUGCCAGUUAUCCACCGGAUUGCAAUAAGUACGUGGAUUGUAGAGUAGGGAAUUAUCCUCUCAUGAAUUGCCCAUCUGGUUUAGUAUUUAACGAAGCUGGUCAGUACUGUGAUUGGACUUAUAACGUAAACUGUUCUCCAUGUUAG
Molecule: messenger RNA, 2100 nt
Organism: Gordionus sp. m RMFG-2023
Lineage: Eukaryota; Metazoa; Nematomorpha; Gordioida; Chordodea; Parachordodidae
Product: acidic mammalian chitinase-like
Exons: 14
Coding region: 1-2100 (699 amino acids)
Biological process (GO): carbohydrate metabolic process
Cellular component (GO): extracellular region
Molecular function (GO): chitin binding
Source: RefSeq, a predicted model, not a curated record